UUACACUAGCUUAGAAUCCAGGCAGCCAAAUUGCUCCGGGCAGCGGUUAUCCAAUGGCUCCUGUGGUUUUAACCCGUUUCCUUCCUCUCUGUGUGUGUCUGCUGCUGUCCCCUGGUUUUGCCGAGGCAGGCAAGCUGCUGGUAGUACCCAUGGAUGGGAGCCACUGGUUUACCAUGCAUUUGGUUGUGGAGAAACUCAUCCACAGAGGACAUGAGGUGGUCUUGGUCACGCCAGAGGUGAGUUGGCAACUGACAAAUUCAUUAAAUAUGACAGUGAAGACUUAUUCCACCACGUACACUCUGGAGGAUUUGAAUCGUGAGUUCCAGAUCUUCUCUGAUUUCCAGUGGAAAGCCUGGCAAAUGAGUAUGUUUUCUAUGUUAAUGAGUGCGCCCACCAAAUUUUUUGACUACAUAUUUUCACAUUGUGGGAGUCUGUUUAAUGACACCAAGCUGGUCAAAUACAUAGAAGAGAGUUCCUUCGAUGCCGUAUUUCUAGAUCCUUUUGAUAUGUGUGGCUUAAUUGUAGCCAAGUAUUUUUCCCUCCCGGCUGUGGUCUUCACCAGGGGACCAUUUUGCCAUCAUCUGGAAGAGGGCACUCAGUGUCCCAUGCCUCUUUCUUACGUUCCAAGACAACUCUCCGCGUUCUCGGAUGUCAUGACUUUUGGGGAGCGAUUGCGGAAUCACAUCUGGCACUUGGAGGAACGUUUGUUCUGCCACUAUUUUGUAAAGAGAGCUUUAGAAAUUGCCUCUGAGAUUUUCCAGACGAAGGUCACAGCCUACGACCUCUUUAGCCAACCAUCAGUUUGGUUGCUGCGGACUGACUUUGUCUUGGACUAUCCCAAGCCCGUGAUGCCCAACAUGAUCUUCAUCGGAGGCAUCAACUGCCACGAGGGAAAGCCAUUGCCAAAGGUACGUUACUCUCCCGCCGCCUAUUAAGAACAAUCUGGGAGUUUCCGUCUUGGCGCAGCAGAAACGAAUCCUGCUAGGAACCAUGCGGUCGCGGGUUGGAUCCCCGGCCUCGCUCAGUGGGUUCAGGACCCGGCAUUGCUGUGAGCUGUGGUGCAGGUCACAGAUGCGGCUCGGAUCAGGUGUUGCUGUGGCUCUGGCGUAGGCUGGCAGCUACAGCUCCUAUUCCACCCCUAGCCUGGGAACCUCCAGAGGCCGUGGGCCUAAAAAGCAAAAAAAAAAAAAAAAAAAA
Phacochoerus africanus (Common warthog) is the source of this 1197-nucleotide messenger RNA. Its product is annotated as UDP-glucuronosyltransferase 1A10-like. Gene Ontology annotation, molecular function: UDP-glycosyltransferase activity. NCBI's taxonomy places the organism in Eukaryota, Metazoa, Chordata, Mammalia, Artiodactyla, Suidae. The transcript has a single exon. The record is from RefSeq and is a predicted model, not a curated record. The coding region runs from base 54 to 935 and encodes 293 amino acids.